AUGGCUCACUUGGCCACCACUGAAGAAAAGGUUGACUCGCUCGCGGCACAGAUGAACUCCAUGCUCAAGCUUAUCGAGACCUUCAACCGCUGGAGCCCUGAGGUCGACAAAUUCUCCACCGAGCUAAGCAAGAAUCUCAAGGAUCUCACAUUGCUUGUUGAGGCAUUGGAAGCGCAACCUCCUACCGCUCCGCCUCUGACACCGAAGUGCGAGGAAGAGGUGCGGGCCAUGGGCCACGAUGCUGCUCAUCCACUAUAG
Miscanthus lutarioriparius is the source of this 258-nucleotide messenger RNA. Lineage: Eukaryota; Viridiplantae; Streptophyta; Magnoliopsida; Poales; Poaceae. The record is from the annotation of a GenBank genome assembly.